AUGGCAAAGCAUCAUCCAGAUUUAAUCUUCUGUAGAAAGCAACCAGGCGUCGCAAUCGGACGUUUAUGUGAGAAAUGUGAUGGUCGCUGUGUUAUCUGUGAUUCCUACGUGCGUCCUUGCUCACUCGUUCGAAUCUGCGACGAGUGUAACUAUGGGUCUUAUCAGGGUCGAUGUGUCAUAUGUGGUGGCCCUGGUGUGAGCGAGGCAUAUUAUUGCAAAGAAUGUACAAUUAUGGAAAAGGAUAGAGACGGCUGUCCAAAGAUCGUCAAUCUGGGAAGUGCAAAAACGGACUUAUUCUACGAGCGGAAAAAAUUCGGGCAUAAAAAGAACUAG
This is a messenger RNA of Haemonchus placei, 333 nucleotides long. The record is from the annotation of a GenBank genome assembly. Lineage: Eukaryota; Metazoa; Nematoda; Chromadorea; Rhabditida; Trichostrongylidae.